UCCGAAAGUUUUCCGACAUACAGAUCCGGUGUCAAACCGGUUCUCGCUUCCUUUCGGCAUAUGCUUUUCUUGUUCCGUUCUCCUUCGCUAGGGUUUCUGUUCCCAAUCUCCUAUCCCCCAGUUUUUGGCGGAGAUGAAGCUUACGGUGAAAACGCUGAGGGGAAGUCACUUUGAGAUCCAGGUUCAUCCUAAUGAUACGGUCAUGGCCGUCAAAAAGAAUAUUGAAGAAGUUCAAGGAAAGGAUAACUAUCCAUGGGGACAACAAUUAUUGAUUCACAAUGGAAAAGUAUUGAAAGAUGAAACCACUCUUGAAGAGAACAAAGUUAGUGAAGAUGGUUUUCUUGUUGUCAUGCUUAGCAAGAGCAAAACUGGUAGCACAACAGGAGGAUCGUCUACUGUUCAGCCUUCAACAACUGCUCCGCCGCCUCAACAACCUCAAGUCUCUGCUCCACCGCCUCAACAGCCUCAAGUUCCUGCUCCAACUGCUCAACAGCUUUUAGCAGCCACACAAAGUUCUGCCCCUGCUCCACCCCCUCCUGAGACGACUCGCUCACUGGUUAUGCCAACAGCUGAUGCUUAUGAUCAAGCAGCUUCAAAUUUGGUUGCAGGGAGUGAUAUUGAAUCUACUGUCCAGCAGUUGCUAGAAAUGGGUGGUGGAAACUGGGACAGGGAUACAGUUUUACGUGCACUUCGUGCAGCUUACAACAACCCAGAGCGUGCUGUUGAUUAUUUAUACUCUGGCAUUCCUCCUUCAGCAGAAGUUGCUGUUCCAGUAGCUCAUUUCCCUUCGAGUCAAGCUGCCGCCCAGGAUACGAAUUUGGGAGAACCAGCUACAACAGAGACAGUGCUUUCAUCCGGGUCACCAAAUUCUGCUCCUUUAGACAUGUUUCCACAGGGCAAUCCAGGUUUAGGCGAAGGUGCUGGGUCUCUUGACUUCUUGAGGAACAACCAACAGUUCCAGGCUUUGCGGGCAAUGGUACAAGCAAACCCGCAAAUUUUACAGCCAAUGCUUCAAGAACUAAGUAAGCAGAACCCGCAACUUCUAAGACUUAUCCAGGAGCAUCAUGCUGAGUUUCUGCAGUUAAUUAAUGAACCUGUGGAUCUUGAAGGAGAUCUCUUUGGUCAAGAAGAGGAGGAGAUGCCACAUGCUAUUAGCGUUACAGCUGAAGAGCAGAAUGCUAUUGCUCGGCUCGAGGCGAUGGGGUUUGAUCGGGCACGUGUGAUAGAAGCAUUUUUAGCUUGUGACAGGAAUGAGGAGCUGGCUGCUAAUUACCUAUUAGAGCAUGCAGGCGAUGAAGAUUGAAGGGGAAAUUAAUUUUCAAAACGUUGAACUUUCAAUCUCUUCUCCUGAACUUCAGAGCUUCAGGGUUUACAACUCGAGUCUAUUUUUAUUUUUUCCGAUCGAAGAACUGACAUAUAGUAGUCACAAGUUAUUUAUUUAAUUUUUUUAAGAAAUAUUUUAAAACUUGGAUCGAAGGUUUAUUUUUUCUGAAAUAUUGGAAGUUCCUCGAAUUUAGAAUGAUUAAACUUGUAAUGUUAUAAUGGAAUUCAGCUGACUUGGAUUGUAAGUGUAUUUUUUGUUCA
Messenger RNA from Phalaenopsis equestris, 1584 nucleotides. Its product is annotated as ubiquitin receptor RAD23b-like. Gene Ontology annotation, cellular component: cytosol; nucleoplasm. NCBI's taxonomy places the organism in Eukaryota, Viridiplantae, Streptophyta, Magnoliopsida, Asparagales, Orchidaceae. Gene Ontology annotation, molecular function: proteasome binding; damaged DNA binding; ubiquitin binding. The coding region runs from base 134 to 1303 and encodes 389 amino acids. Gene Ontology annotation, biological process: nucleotide-excision repair; proteasome-mediated ubiquitin-dependent protein catabolic process. The record is from RefSeq and is a predicted model, not a curated record. The transcript is spliced from 12 exons.